UUGUUGUACAUUCCAAGAAAUAGCCAACCUGUCUUUUGACUAGAAAAUCUCGCAUGAAUCAUUGUUAUGUUGGUCGUUUGCCAUUGAACAAACCACGUGAUAUCUGAUCAGGUAUAUUUAUAGAUGAGUAUCAAUUAACGGUCUAAAAACGAUACAAAUGGAAUGAGAAAACAAGGAAAACAAGUAAAUAUUCAAAUCACAAUCAAGUAAAACCAAAAGCGGAUUAUCUAUUAAAAUGAUUAGUUUGAACAUAAACAUUACGAAAUGUGCAACAAUAAUGUUGGUGUUACAACAGAUUGUACAAGGACAAAACGAAAAGAAUUUAGCUCAAGAUAAUGUAUGUCAAAAGGAAAAUGGAAAUACUCACUGCUGCAGUGGAUAUUAUUGGCACGAUGGAAAAUGUAUAGAAUGUUUCGGGGCAUUUGGGUUAAACUGUUCAGAACCAUGCCAUAAUAUAUCAUACGGAUACCGAUGCAGAAAAACGUGUAAGUGCCAGAAUCACGAAGUCUGCAAUAAAUACACUGGCUGCCAAACAAUUGAUUAUAUCAACAACGAAUUUAAAGACAAAUGUAAAGACACUUUGCUUCUGUGUGUGAUUGGAUCUGGAUCUGUCUUGCUUUCAAUGGCCUUGUUAUUCAUCGGUGUGAUGUUUUACAGAUGGCGUAAGAUGUUGUACAAACCUAAAUCCGCUGAAAAAACAGAAGGGUUUCAAGUGGAUUUAUUCACAGUUCCGAGUAUACAGGAUAUAGUUCAGGAAAAUUACGAUGACAUUCGCGAAUCAAGAAUGCUUCUCGAUAGCAACAGAAAGGGCAACAAGGAAACCACACCAAACAGAAUAAACUCAACAGAGUAUAACCGAUUGUUCUGCAAAGAGCGUACAUCAAGCAAAACAAUGGAUGAGAUGGGUGAAGAAUAUUACAGCGCAAUCGAUGCACGUUUUAAGAGUAAACAACCGCUUGUAACAUUGUCUGAAUUUCCAGAGGACGACUGCUAUGUAAGCCUCUCCCAAAAUGCAAAGAGGAAUAAACGGAUGUCAAAAUCGUGCUCAGACAUAACUGUUGAUACAUCGGGGGUAUAUAAUAAUGUAGGAAUUCAUCAAUACUACAAUUCCAAAGUGGAUAAAAACAAUGGAAAUAUUUUAAUAGCGCAUUUAUAGUUGUGAAGCCACAUACACACUUGUGCGCGCUCUUAUAUCAUAAUGUGUAUUAAUAAGAUAUAAUUUUAUUGACAAUUGCAUAUAUUUGUACAUUGUUAAAACGCAUUCGGUAAGCUUAAUAUUCAACUAAAAACAUCAGUGCUUUUAAUCUCAUAGCAUUUAUUUAUUUUUGAAUUAAAUGCAAACAUGGAAAACUGGAUGAAAAAACUUAAUUAUUCCAAAUGACAUAGAUCGAAAAAUGUUAUUUUUAAUCUCAAUUUUGAUUUCCGCUUAUAAGUUUUAAAUAUAGUUUACAGAUAGCGCAAUCUUCCUGGUCAUUGUUGUUGAUCUGAGAUUUAACACGUGGUCGUGAAUCUCACUAACAUCUUAAAACCACUCUAGCUCAAUCAAAAAGUAUCCAAAGCACUAGAAAACCCUUGCAAAAUUUCAAGUCUUGACAAAAUAUCUUCCCGAUUUCUAGGAUGUUUCAGUCAUGAGAGUUUAUUGAUUUUAAGUUCCUUUUCCUGGUUUCUAGAAAUUGCAUAUAAUGCCAUUGGUCUUCAUAAUUUAUAGGGCUUUAUUUAAAUUGCUAGAUAAAGUACGUUUCUUUUUGUUGUAUUAAGAUUAACCUUAUCAUGUUGAUCUUUUUUAUUAUACUAAGAAAAUUAAUUGUGAAAAUUAACUCUAUUGUUUUUAAAGUUAGGUAUUGUAUAUAAAUUUACAAAUAAUAAGUUAAGCCACUGUAAGUAGUCUUGUUGAAUUAAGAUGAUUGAAACAAAAACACGGUACGAAUUAUACAAAAAAUACCAACCUUAAAGACUUUGAUUCAUGUCGAUUGCUUUUGCUUUAGAUUAACCUAUUAUUAAUGAAAAAUGGCAAUAAAAAACCGUCAACCAUCUCAAAAAUCCACAUAGCGAAAUGCAAAUUCAAAGCAGAGCAACUCUAAAAAGGUAGAGGUAAGACCAAGUGCCUGGGAAGAGUAAGCAUCCCCUGCCGCAUCUGCUGUGUGCUCAUUGUCAAAAUCAUGGAAACGGAUGAAACCGUAUUCAGUCAGCUGUAUAAAUAAUGGUGUACCAAGCAUGUUAGCUUGUGUCUUAAUGAAUCACAGUACUUGCUGACAAGUUCAUUAUAUUGACCAUAGAACGUGCGUAAAGAUGAUUGAAAUCGGGAUUUUUGAAUUUCUUGUUGCAACAACUUGUUUGCCUCGUUUAGGAAACUGAACGUAUGUAGAUUGUGUUCUUACAUAACAAAUAAAUGCAUAAAUAAAAGUAAUCUACUCUAUGUUUGUUUACCUAUGCAAGUAAAACAAGUAA
Messenger RNA from Magallana angulata, 2448 nucleotides. RefSeq lists its product as uncharacterized. NCBI's taxonomy places the organism in Eukaryota, Metazoa, Mollusca, Bivalvia, Ostreida, Ostreidae. The transcript has 6 exons. The record is from RefSeq and is a predicted model, not a curated record. Bases 236 to 1156 code for a protein of 306 amino acids.